CAAAAUGUGGCGCUAUACGCGUUGCCCUCAGGGUAUCCAGAGACGGUGACGGUUGACUACUACGUGUUGUUGUAAACGCGGCACCAUGGAAGUGAGGGGCAAUCCGGGCACCAUGAGGGGGCUUUUUUACACGCUUUGUGGCCUUCUUAUCAUUACCAAGUUUAGUUCUGCAGAGGAACGAGCCAACGGCAAAAAGGAGCAAGAAUGCCACAACUAUGCGGGAGGACAUGUCUACCCGGGGGAAGCUUUCCGUGUCCCUGUGUCAGAUCAUUCCCUGCACCUCAGCAAAGCUAAAAUUUCCAAACCAUCACCACACUGGGAAGGAACAGCUGUCAUCAACGGUGAAUUCAAAGAGCUGAAACUGACAGACUAUAAGGGAAAAUACCUUGUCUUCUUCUUCUACCCCCUGGACUUCACAUUUGUCUGCCCCACUGAGAUCAUUGCAUUCAGUGAUCGCGUCCACGAGUUUCAUGCCAUCAACGCGGAGGUGGUCGCCUGCUCCGUUGACUCGCAGUUCACGCACCUGGCCUGGAUCAACACGCCCAGGAAGCAGGGCGGACUGGGAACCAUGAAGAUCCCCCUGUUGUCUGACCUCACACACCAGAUCGCCAAGGACUACGGCGUGUUCCUUGAGGACCAGGGACACACACUGAGGGGUCUGUUCAUCAUCGACGAUAAGGGAACGCUGAGACAGAUCACCAUGAACGAUCUCCCUGUCGGACGCUCUGUGGACGAGACCCUACGAUUGGUCCAGGCCUUCCAGUACACAGACAAGCACGGAGAAGUUUGUCCUGCGGGAUGGAAACCAGGCAGUGACACGAUCAUUCCGGACCCCUCUGGAAAGCUCAAAUACUUUGAUAAACUCAAUUAGGCCAUUAGCGACCUAAAAUAAAAACCCUCUUGUAAGAUG
Messenger RNA from Gadus chalcogrammus (walleye pollock), 910 nucleotides. RefSeq names its product peroxiredoxin 4 (gene prdx4). Gene Ontology annotation, biological process: cellular response to stress; cell redox homeostasis; hydrogen peroxide catabolic process. The record is from RefSeq and is a predicted model, not a curated record. Bases 86 to 871 code for a protein of 261 amino acids. NCBI's taxonomy places the organism in Eukaryota, Metazoa, Chordata, Actinopteri, Gadiformes, Gadidae. Gene Ontology annotation, cellular component: cytosol; endoplasmic reticulum. The transcript has 7 exons. Gene Ontology annotation, molecular function: thioredoxin peroxidase activity.